This is a messenger RNA of Diatraea saccharalis (sugarcane borer), 1834 nucleotides long. The record is from the annotation of a GenBank genome assembly. Lineage: Eukaryota; Metazoa; Arthropoda; Insecta; Lepidoptera; Crambidae.
UGUUAUAUGUUUUAUCAACUUAUGCAGAGGCAGAUAACAAAAGGUUCUCAGUGGUGACUGCCUGUACAGACAAAUAUAUAGAACAGUUUAUGAUAUUUUAUGUUUAAUAACUUUGAAAGUUCUAUGAUUUAUUUUUAUUUUUGAGCUACACAAAAUUACUCCAAAUUAAACAAAUAUAUGAUGGGCAGUGUUAAAUUUAAAUCGUUUCCAAGUGACUAAUGAUAUUACGAUAAAACUGGUUUGAUUGUUUAUUUACUGAGCACAGUUGAUUGGAGUGUUAUGUUUGUAGUGAUUCACUAUAGUUCACAGCCAGUCUGAAGUGAGUAGUUUAAGUUAAUAUAAUUAAGUAGGAAGGUAGGAUUUGUGAAAGGCUAUGCCUGUUGAGACAUUGAGUUGUGUUCGUUGUGUUAAAAUGGACUAUGACGUACAAGAAGGGACAAUAUCUAGGGAUUUUAUUGAAUAUGAUUUUGCCGAGGAUGCCCUGGAUUUCGAGACUCAGCUAGCGGAAGCACGUGAUGUGAAGUUUACUCAGACGUUGAGCGAACACCUGUCUAUUGGAGCACACAUUGUUUGUACAGGCACGCCCAGCGAUGAUUUACCAUGGUUCGCGGUGAACAUAGGCACGGGGGACCCGGAUGGACGCGGCGACAUCGCGGUGCAUUUCAAUGUACGCCUGCCGCAGUGUUAUGUCGUGCGGAAUACGCGACGGCAUGACAAAUGGGGAAUAGAGGAAACCACUGCCUUUAGAUUAUUUCCAUUUAAAAUGGACCGUCCAUUUACGAUAGAGGUGCUGAUUGAAGAGAAGGAAACGCUGUGGGCAGUAGAUGGAGAGCACUAUUGCAGCUAUAGUCAUAGAAACCCCAGCCCUUUUGCCGCGACUUGGGUGCAAGUAGCAGGAGUCAGGAAUGCGACCUUAAAAGUAGAUAAAAUAGCUGAAUAUCCGGCUCUUGCGGCUCCUCCUGUUGAGGUACCAUUCAGACAGUCUGUAGAUGCUGCUCCAGAAUUAUCGGAGAAAAAUAGUUGGCGCCCAAAUGUUAUAGCAUCACUGUCAAACGGAGUACCUGAGGGACAGCAAAUCAUUAUUCACGGAAGGCUCCGUCCCCUGUUGCACUCUUUCGCGAUAGAUCUGAUGGACUACGGUCGCGAGUGGCCGUACCCUAACGUCCACGUGCACGUGAACGUGCGCGCGCACGUGGACUCGCAGAAGGACCGCCAGCUGGUCGUGCUGAACGCGUGGCUCGGCGCCUGGGGACCAGAGAGGAGGCAGCGGACCGCGAGACUAGUGCCCGGCGAUAAGUGCACAUUCAGAAUAAUACGUGGAGGGGACGAGUGGUCCGUGUACGCCAAUGAUGUGCUCAUCGGUGAAUUAGAAUAUAGGGCAGCUCCUGCUGGUGUUAAAGCUAUACGCGUGAGAGGCGAUUUCUACCCAGACGACAUAUUCUUGUGCCCUGCUUCUAACUCGCCGAUACGGGAAGAAAAAACCGCUUGAACAAGCAAACUUUGCACUCUAUAGAUCUUCAAUAUUACGAAUAUUUUGCUAUGGCAAUGACGAAACGUGUCUUAGCUAUUAUUUUUUGUUAGACAUGCUAACGCUGUAGAACGAAGUGACAAUAAAGUACAUACAUAAUUAUUUAUUUAAUAAGUAAGAACUAUUUUUUGGACGUACUUCAUGAAGAAAUGAUGGUUACUAGCCUAAUUUUAAGAUAAAAAGAAGAGGUAGGUAAAGUACACGAUUGUUCAUAUAAACUCGAAAUCUCCGGUAUUAUAGAGUAUGUUUGCUUUUUUUAACAUGUAAAAUUCUAGAGAAUUAUGUAGUGUUACUAACACCAAGUUU